AUGGGGCUGCCGCGAGCCCCAAGACGGAAGGUGAUUACCAUUCCAUCCGAUGACGAGGGAGAGCAGGCCAACGAAACAUUACCGCCGGAGCCAAGCGAAGACGAAGAACCCGCCAAACCUCAAAAGCGAGGUACUGGGAAGCUGAGGCCGGUGAACAAGGCCAAGAAGAAUCAGCCACCUCUGCCAUCUCCUUCAUCGCAGGAUGCAAGUCCUAAGAAGUCACCUGCAAAAGCCGCUUCGAAGGCCAGAAGCAAGACAGCCGUCAAAGAUGCAUCUAAGACCAACGGAAGGACCAUCAACUCCUUCUUCAGCGCGGCGACUCAGCAGAAGCCAGUUGCACAGCCCUCACCGAGCUCGGAGAAGCCGUCCGUACCUCACGCGGAACCAGAAGCGAUUCAGGAUGACAGCGACGAGAAUCAAGGAGGCAGCUUACGGUUCGCGAAGGGAUCAAGCACGGUACUUGCCAUGAGGAAACGGAAAGCUCAGUAUGGCGAGAAUCUUGAGCCUGCCUUCUCAGCUUCACAGCCAUCUUCUCAGAAGUUUCGGAAAGCGAGCAGUGGUGACCGCAUUCCAACUCUGGCCAUCAUCAACGAAGACAAGCGCCCUUGGACAGAGCAGUUUGCACCGAAGGAUCUAGCGGAACUGGCCGUACACAAGAAGAAAGUGUCUGAUGUCCGCCAGUGGUUUGAGAUGGCUUUCAAUGGACGACGGCAGAGAGUGCUUGUGCUAAAAGGCGCGGCAGGCACGGGGAAGACUACUGCCGUGCAGCUCCUGGCGCAGGAGAUGAGUGCUCAUGUGAUGGAGUGGAGGAAUCCGGCGGGUGUCGAGCUGGGUGCUGACACUUCGACUGCCUCACAGUUCUCGGACUUUGUGGGACGAGCUGGGAGAUCUGGCGGCUUGCAGCUGACUACAGAUGCCGUAGAUCAGGCCCACCCAGUCGAUGUAAUGGCUAACGAGAAAGGGUUCACUUCGGACAGCGACACGAAUAUCCUGCUUAUCGAAGAGUUUCCGAAUACCUUCUCUCGCACCUCCAGCACACUGCAAGCUUUCCGUUCUACGAUACUGCAAUACCUGGCCUCACCUUUACUACCAGCCGGUGCAAGACCAACGCCGAUUGUCAUGAUCAUUUCCGAGACACUGCUCUCAACAAACACUGCUCUGGCGGACAGCUUCACGGCGCAUCGCUUGCUUGGGCCAGAGCUCGCCAACCACCCGUAUCUCGACAUGAUCGAGUUCAACGCCGUCGCACCUACCAUCCUUACCAAAGCGCUGGAGACGAUCAUCAUCAAAGAAGCUAGUAAAUCCGGCAGACGGCGGACACCCGGCCCGCAGGUAUUGAAACACAUCGCAGAAAGCGGCGAUGUCAGAAGCGCCGUCUCAUCCCUGGAGUUCUUGUGCCUUCGUGGCGACGAUGGCGACACCUGGUCCAGCAAAGUGCAAUUCGGCAAGCAGAAGAAGUCGAAGACAGAUCCGCCUCUCACAAAGUCUGAAGAGGAAGCGCUACGUCUGAUUAGCAACCGCGAAAGUACUCUCGGCAUCUUCCAUGCCGUUGGCAAAGUCGUGUACAACAAGCGUGUCGACUUUCCAGAUGUCACUCAACCUCCGCCAUGGCUACCACAGCAUCGAAGGUCGAAGGUCCCGGAGAACGACGUCGAUGACAUGAUCAACGAGCUGGGCACCGAUGUCACUACCUUCACAGCUGCUUUGCAUGAAAACUAUGCUCUAUCCUGUGGAUCAACAAGCGCCGAAGAGUCCAUGGAUAGCCUGCUGGGCUGUAUCAGCAGCAUCUCAGACGCCGAUCUGCUCUCGGUCGAUCGCUUCUCCCAAGGCACACGAGCGUACUCUGGAUCCGCCACUGACAGUCUACGGCAAGAUGAAAUGGCGUUUCAAGUCGCUGUCAGAGGCUUGCUGUUCUCACUGCCCUCCCCUGUACAUCGAGGCACACCAGCCAGUGGAAACAAAGCAGAUGCGCACAAGAUGUACUACCCUGCCUCGCUGAAGCUGUGGAAGCAGCGGGAAGAGGUCGAGAGUGUGCUUGAGCUGCUUACUGCGAAGUUCCAGUCUAGUGGCCUUGCGAAGGCGACGAUGCCGAGAGCUGUGGGAGGUGUCGAGAGCUGGAACAAGGCGGCAUCAGAACCCCAACCUGACGGUCAAGCCAACGAUACCGCCCGGCCAGAAGUCACCAACAGCAUGAAGACGGAAAUGCUGAUUGAGCGGCUGCCGUACAUGUCGCACAUCCUCUCCACGAAGAACGGCAUGUCCUCACUGAAGGACCAGAUCGCGAGCGUUACCCGCAUCCGCGACGCUGCGCCCAUACCGACGGACGAUGAUGCUGAACCGAACGAUGACGACGGUCCAUCUACGGAGCAGUGGGCGACCGACAAACCGGACGCCGAGGCUGGAGAGCAGUCUUCGAGUAAGAAGCGGAAGGCGAAGGCGUCGAAGGCGGAGACGGAGACGGAAGGAGGUGGUCUGGCGAUUCCGGUGGAGAGCCAGAUUCAAGGGCUUGUGCUUGAGGAGGAUGAUAUUGUCGAUGAUUAG
This is a messenger RNA of Saxophila tyrrhenica, 2541 nucleotides long. It is a transcript of the gene rad17, whose product is annotated as RFC checkpoint protein Rad17. NCBI's taxonomy places the organism in Eukaryota, Fungi, Ascomycota, Dothideomycetes, Mycosphaerellales, Extremaceae. The transcript has a single exon. The coding region runs from base 1 to 2541 and encodes 846 amino acids. Gene Ontology annotation, molecular function: chromatin binding; DNA clamp loader activity. Gene Ontology annotation, biological process: mitotic DNA replication checkpoint signaling; DNA damage checkpoint signaling; DNA repair. The record is from RefSeq and is a predicted model, not a curated record.